AUGGCGGACCCGGUACAGGAUUUUUUGGCGCGUGAGAAGGAUGCCCUCGGUGAUAUUGCCAACGAAUUAGGAGGCGAUGGCUCAGGUUGGAUUCCUUAACGCUCAGUGUUCUAUGUGACGUGCUUCUUUAAAUGAGACAUACAGACAAAGUGGGGUGUUGCCAUUUGCUUUGCUGCCUCUUGACUGCCAGCAUUGGCUCUUCCUUCAAAAUAGAACGAAUCCAGCAAAUUACUCGUUUCCGGUUGCAUCUUAUCAAAACCGUCGUUGAGUUGUUAGUAUUUGAUACUAUUCAAACACGAGUUUUAAUGUUUUAGAACAUUAAACAUCGUAAUUAGGAUGUCACUCUCACUCAUAUUUUAUUCCCGCCUCUGCGCGCUUCAGUGUCCGCCACUUAGAUAUUUCUUGGGAGAACUACAGAUAGAUGGCGGGGGAGUCAUCCUUAUCGGGUUGUACCGACGUAGCACCACGUUGUGAUGGUUGGUCUCUGGAAUGUUUUUGGACCCUUUCGUCGCCUUCCAGAAGCUAAGGUUUUGUCGGAUUUCAGAUUAUUUUAUCUGACGUUUCUUCAGUCAACUGAGUGUCCAAUCGUCUAUUUCCACCAUUUUGUGUUUUUGUCACGUACUCUUAUUCUGUGGAAGUAAAGUACCUCGAAUAGAGCACCGACGAUCAGGAUAAUUACGGUGACACUGGUGUGGUUUUGCUCGUUUGGAGGUAAAGUCCAGUUACAUAAAUGCAAAAAAGAAGAUUCAGUACCUUACGUGCGUUUUACUGAUAUUUAACUGGGAUUCACUUUUCCCGUUCCCGUUGUUUGCCUCGUUCCCUAUGCAUGCACUCUGGUAAUGCUCUCGCCGACCAUGCUCAUGCAGGACCACGACCAAACACGAUCGUGGUCGGCAAACGGGACUGUUAGUUCAGGCAUUUAUCCUACCAUUGUCGUGUCCAUCAACCGCUCAAAAUUUCCAUAAAUCUCCUUUAGUUUAGCAUUUUGUCAAUACUGAUGCGUUUUCACUACGCUUAUGGAUUUGUGAUUACUACUAGAAGUGUCCCUGUUUGUCAACCAUUGAUGUGUCGUAAACAUUUGAAGUGCCACGUCCGUACUUGUUUAAAUAGGCACAGUAGUUUCUCUAGUUGAACCAUCUCUCACUUCUGUCUUACACUUGCAAUAAUUUACCAAAUUCGGGAUUAUUUUCGUAACCAAACGGCAUGUGAACUUUUUGAAGAAUAUUGCAUCUAGAGAUCGACCACCUCUUUAAGAUUUCGCCAACAAAGUAGCUACGUUCUCUUUUCAGGAAAAAAUGUGCAAUUCAUACCCAUUUGGGGCCUGCAGUCAUCCAUACUCAGCCAGAAAAUUUUCCCAGCUUGGUUGUCCUUCUUUAUGCUCACUUCAGUUUUGCAUUUUUGAAGGCUAACAGUUUCAUCUGGAGACUGAACAGUUAGUCCGUGCCUUUAUUCGAUUUCCUCACUAAUGUUGAAAAGGUAUGACCUACUCCAGGGUUCGAAGCCAUCUGGCUAAUCAAUAAGUUACUUAAAAAGUACUGGACACCUGAAACGUCGGCGAGACGGCGCCUUGCAUUUCGCUAAGUGCGUUUCUUCAGCCCGCGGGCGUAAGUGUUGCAUAAGGGAACGUCGGGUACCGAAUGCGGACCGUUUUAACAUUGUAAAAUAUGAACAUGAAAAAGUGUUGUCUUCUUAGACGUCGGUUCAUUGGACGAUCUGCGUGAUGCUAGCGAAGCCGUGGCGCAACACCCCUCCUCCCACUCUCCUGCUGCUAGCGGUGAUCAACUGACCCAUGAGAAUGCAACGGCCUCCCAUAAUGAUUUUGUCACAGUUCCUCCGCAUCUGAACGCGGAAGAGGAGGCCCGGCCCAGGUCAUCAGCCUCGUCACACGCCUCCUCUUACCAAAGCGGUAAAGAAAAAGGGCCUGCAACGCCAAUGGCAUCGGCCAUGAUGGAGUCCUGGCGCGCAAACUUUGAGGCAAACAUCAAAGAGCGCGAUGAGCAGGAGGAACGAAAGCGUCAGGAACUGGAAGCUAAUGCCAAAAGGGUUAGCUCUCGAUAUUUUGCCUCCACACGUCUUUAUCAGAUAACUUGCUGUCGGCACUACCUUUAUCCUGUUUGUUUUACAGGAACUUGACACCUGGUACUCAAACUACCGCAGCCAGCUGGCGGCCAGGUCGACAGACAACAGAUCAGAGGGUCCAAAGGACGCAUCGGGCAAGGUCUACAACAGUUAUUCAGGCCCGAAACCAUCUGUUAACGACACACAGGUCUGGGAUAGUGUUUGCAGCAUGUGCGACCUGCAGGUAUAACAUCCGUUUUGUCCCUUUCACUGCCUAGUCGCAUCCGGAAAGUAACGACCUUCCGGGCCAUCUUUUGCUCAAAAAAUCCGUUCACCACGGCCUGUAAAUGAAACGAACAGGCGUUGGGGUCCAAUGUUAAAAACGCCAAGAACUGUGGCCCUCGUUAGUACUUUGAGAGUUUUUCAUGGAACCUCGUCACAGGAUCCGUUGGAUUGUGCGAACCUAGCUCCCCACCAUUCCUAUUUACAAAUCGUCCCCUUACUUAUUGUGAGCUAAGCGCACCACUUAUAGAUAAGUCGUUAGCUGUGUUGGUGUGGCCUGUGUAAAUCCACUUUUCUUCGCGCGCGCUCCGUUUGUUGUUUCGUCGUGGAUCUUGUGCUGCCACGUGCUUCGCCGCCCAUGAUGUCGUGGGGUGUAGGCGGGUGACUAGACAGGGCUUUCAGUUGAUGAUCUGGUGAGAGAUAUGAAAGGUCUAACCAUCUAGUGGUCUCAAAGGCGGAAUAUAAACUGAAUAGGCAAACUGAGGCUCAUUCAUACUCUUAAAAUGCGUGCGUAAAAGUAGGAACAAGUCAGUUGUUUGAGGACCGCAUACAGUCAGUCGAAUGCUGGGUAGUCCUUUAUUAUUAAUCUCCAGAAACUUCCAGGAGCCUUUUUGAUCAUGAUCACCAGCAAGCAUUUACGUCUUAGUCUUGAAAAUGUGCAUUACCCCUGCAUGAUAUGUGAGGACUGCUUUUAGGAGGGCCUUCUAGCCCCUGUCUAGGCACUUAAAAAUGAGCAGCCCUGGUUUGAACUGAGUGAUUGCGCACUGUUGACAAUCGUUAGUUUGAUAAGACAUCUCUAACGGUAUGUACUACUUUAUCAAUAUUACGCUGACACUAUCCGAACUCCCAACCACCCCCUGUUGCCAAUGCAUUUCACAGAGUUGAAUGAAGUCCCCUUCGCCUACCUUGAAUCUUUCCAUGCUUUACACUAGCAUCAAGUCGGAUUUGAUAACUGACUCAGCCAUUUUAUUCCAAGCCCCAAUUAAAUGCGGGGACUGAAUUAUCAGUGAAAAGCAUUUGUCAGGCGAGUAGUUUGCCAAGAUAACCCACGAUUUGCGCAGUUCGGAAGUAGUAAAAAACACAUGCCGCUUCUGACUAGACUCGCACUAUUCUGAGAGGCUACGAAUUGUUCUUCACGCCCUACAUUCACGUUAUCCCAUUAUCAGCAGGGCUCUUUCAUUCUUGUUGCUUUCGAUCUGUGCACGACAGACGGAUGUCUCACAAACCUGUCUACCACAUACGCCAUCCAUUGAGGCCAUAUAAACGGAGUAGUUAGCUAUUAAUAAAUCACUGGGAUAUACAGUAGAUGUGCUAUCCCGUGGAAUGUUAACUUGAGUUCUGGAAUAUGUUUUCAAUUUGAAGCGAUUACUUUCGUGUGGUUGUAACGUUACUUAUAGUGUAGCAUAAUCCUAAGAUAUUUUAGUCAGCAGGGUUAUAAAUUACAUAAAAUGUACACAAAAACAUUCUUAAACCCAUUUGAUAGCAAAUUACGCCCUUUUCAAAUUUUUUACUCGAAGAAAGAGUAUCUUUCGGUUUCAGAAAAGUUUCUUAUUAUAAGAUUUUUAGGACCGUGAAGUGUCCAUACAGCAUCGCCUCAGCACGUUUAUAAAUGCUACUUAUAAGGCAUACCACCUGGUCCAUAUUCAUUGCACAAUUCUACGGGUCCGGCAUGAAGUCAUCCUAACGACCUAAAGAGAUGUGUGAUACUCCUUUGACGGGAUGUAUACAGUUUGGGAACCGUGAGUGCAAGUAUAAUGGCAGGCAAGAUGUUAUUACCGAAAAAUACAAGGGAGACUGAAACUGCAAUUUCAGGCUUAUUAGCCGUCGUCAGCCAGUCAUACCCAACGCCGAAGUGGGGAACUCGAUCCCGCGACCCGUUACUUAGCAGUCCAACGCCUCUGACCACUGAGUCAAGCGCUCGUUGUCCUGUCGGUUUCGAUCGGGAAUGUACGAUGGUAGGGGGGCGCUCACCGAUCGUUCUUACAGAACUCACUCGUUCCGUUGUGCCUUACGGGCUCCCCCUCUAUUCAGCCCAACGAACAGCCGCACAGCGGCGCAUGAUAUAGGCAGGAUGUUAUUACCGACAAAAACAAGGAAGACCAGUAGGUAUGGCAAAAAAUUAUUCGGAGGUUGAAAAAGUUUUUAAAAACCGGAAAGUGCUGUCCAAGUAGAAAAUUUGAAGAUGUACUUUGCAACAAAAUGAGUACAAGAGGGAAUACUUUUGUGCAUGUUUUCUGUGUAAUAUAUUCGAGCUUAUAGGGACAUCGGAACUCAAUGGGAGGAAUUCAUACUACUUAAGUAGUUCUUAUAGACGACCGAAAAGAAGCCCAUCUAUAAGCCUGGAUCCCGGUGUGACUGAAAUAUCGUAGGAUUAUGCUGCACAAUAGUAGCUAUUACAACCCUACGUAAGUAAUCGUCUCGAAUCGAGAACACGUUUCAGGAUUUCAUGGGCUAGCACGUCAACUGUACUCCCUGACAUACACAUAAAAUCUUUAGCCAUCCACCAGUUCCGACCUUGUUUCCCCCUAGUCCAUGUUGUGCCGCCGAGACCUUAUAUCAUGAAUUUUCUGUCAGUAAAACCUCUCAAUCCGCCCCGCCUUUUCUUCGUUGUAGGCAAAAAACAGCAAGAGUGCCCAUGAUCUUACUCGGAUGCGUGGCCUCCUCUUGAAUUUGAAAACGCCGACGUCUGCUUCCUGA
Messenger RNA from Spirometra erinaceieuropaei, 5037 nucleotides. The record is from the annotation of a GenBank genome assembly. Lineage: Eukaryota; Metazoa; Platyhelminthes; Cestoda; Diphyllobothriidea; Diphyllobothriidae.